This is a messenger RNA of Zonotrichia leucophrys gambelii, 1407 nucleotides long. RefSeq names its product adenylate cyclase activating polypeptide 1 (gene ADCYAP1). Bases 683 to 1201 code for a protein of 172 amino acids. Gene Ontology annotation, biological process: neuron projection development; positive regulation of ERK1 and ERK2 cascade; regulation of protein localization. Lineage: Eukaryota; Metazoa; Chordata; Aves; Passeriformes; Passerellidae. Gene Ontology annotation, molecular function: pituitary adenylate cyclase activating polypeptide activity; peptide hormone receptor binding; neuropeptide hormone activity. The record is from RefSeq and is a predicted model, not a curated record. Gene Ontology annotation, cellular component: extracellular region; neuron projection; perikaryon. The transcript is spliced from 5 exons.
AACAAACAAUAUUGCCCGUCCUCUAAGGUAACAAGCAGGCAAAUGUUUACGAAGAGGGCUCUUGCCGAAGCGGGGUGUUUGCAAAGAUUUUCUUGCUAAUUGCGUAUCAGACGGAAGGCUGCGGAAGGCUGGUCAAGUUUGGAGCCACCGAGCAGGAGAAGAGAAGGCUGAAGGCGCUCAGUGAGGGGAGAGAUCUGGGGAAGACAACAUCGCACGCAGCCAGCCCGCGGCUCCCGCCUCCGCUCCCUCCCGGACUCGCUCGCUCUCUUCCCUCUCCCCCAGCGCUCCGUUCUCCGGCGGCAUCUCGCUCCAUCCCUCUUUCUCAAUUCCCUCGUAGACUCCACUCCAGAUCUGUGCUGCUGCCUGCAAACUUUUUUCCUUUUUUUUUUUUUUUUUUCCCCUUCCUGCCUCUCUUUUUCUUUUUGGAGUGGAUAGCCCUAAAAUCAGCAAACAACUAACUGCUGCCGCUUCUGCAUCUUCUGCAUCCUGCCGGUCCCUCGCCCAUAGGAGAGGCGAUGUUACGAGGGUUUUAACUCCUUUUGGACGCAACUUGGGAGAGAGCUCGAUUUCUCUCCCCCUCCCCAUUUUGGGUCUUUAUUUUUUUUGCCCCCCCAAGACCUGCCGUUUUAGUUUCGCAGCCAAAAGCUCUCAGUGCCGGGUGUCCAGAGUUUAAUGAGUGGCAAUGUGUAGCAAAGCGAUCUUAGCACUUCUGGUCUAUGGCAUAAUAAUGCACUGCAGCGUCUACUGCUCACCUGCGGCCGGACUUCAGUACCCGGCGCUCAGGCUGGAGGAUGAAGUCUACGACGAGGACGGGAACACCCUGCAGGACUUCGCCUACGACCAAGAGCCCCUCGGUAUAGCGAAUCCGUCCUCCGUGAUCGGCGAGAUGUACACUUUGUAUUACCCACCGGAAAAGAGGCACGCCGAUGGGAUCUUCAACAAAGCCUACAGGAAACUCCUGGGCCAGUUAUCCGCCAGGAAAUAUCUGCACUCACUGAUGGCCAAGCGGGUCGGCGGUGCCAGCGGCGGCCUGGGGGACGAUGCGGAACCGCUGACCAAGCGGCACAUAGACGGCAUCUUCACGGACAGCUACAGCCGCUACCGGAAACAAAUGGCUGUCAAGAAAUACUUAGCAGCCGUCCUGGGGAAAAGGUAUAAACAAAGAAUUAAAAACAAAGGACGCCGAGUAGCGUAUUUGUAGCGAUGUGAGUAACCAGCCACUCCUGUGUAUACAAAGUCCUAAGAGAGAGAGAGAGAGAGAGAGAGAGAGAGAGAGAGAGAUAAACCCAACAACAACAACAACAAAAUCUAAACAAAAACAAAAGUCAUUUCCAAACUGACUGAACAAUCACCGCUCCUGUGUUACCUAAACAUGUAUUUAUGUAUGAAGUAAAGCCAUUAAAUGAA